Poecilia latipinna (sailfin molly) is the source of this 4667-nucleotide messenger RNA. RefSeq names its product glutaminase b (gene glsb). Gene Ontology annotation, biological process: L-glutamine catabolic process. Lineage: Eukaryota; Metazoa; Chordata; Actinopteri; Cyprinodontiformes; Poeciliidae. The record is from RefSeq and is a predicted model, not a curated record. Bases 151 to 1839 code for a protein of 562 amino acids. The transcript is spliced from 15 exons. Gene Ontology annotation, molecular function: protein binding; glutaminase activity.
CAGAGCAGAGGUGGGCGGGGCCAGACGGCGGUAUUUAUUUGUAGGACAAGUGACUCAUCGCCGCCUAGAUUCUAUUCAUUCCGAGAAGCAGCUCCUCCAGACCGACUCGUUAGGACCCACGUUUCUUCCCCACAGCCGGACAGGAUUGAGAUGUUACAUUUCAGGUUCUCCACAGUCCUGAAGGAGUGUUUUCAAGCCACCGUGAAGCGUCCCUUCCCCUGCCGCACCCAGGAGAGCUGGUACCCGGCGUCCCGGCACCGCCGCUGCCUCGGUUCUGUCCCCAGUGAUGUUGCUGCUGCCGCCGCUGUUGCCACACCGCACCGCACCGCGCCCUGCUCCGCACCUCGCCGCUCAUACUGCGUAAAAACAGAAGGCGCAGCUACCGUGGAGCUGGAUGACCACCUGAAGAAGGAUGGGGCCGAAGGAGACAAGAGGAGGAAUCCAGGAAUCCUGCCCAGUUUGGAGGAUCUGCUCUUCUACACGGUCGCUGAAGGUCAAGAGAAGAUUCCAGCUCACAAGUUCCUCACAGCGCUGAAGGCCACUGGGCUUUGGACCGGAGACCCCCGCCUGAAGGAGUGCAUGGAGACGCUGAAGCAGACGCUGAAGAAGACUCCGGACGGCGUGACGCUGGACCGCCACCUGUUCAAGAAGUGUGUCCAGAGCAACAUUGUCCUGCUCACUCAGGCCUUCCGCAAGAAGUUCGUCAUCCCCGACUUCCAGUCCUUCACCUCCCAUAUUGACCAGCUUUAUGAGAAAGCCAAAAACCUCUCUGGAGGGCAGGUAGCAGAUUACAUUCCUCAGCUCGCCAAGUUCAGCCCGGACCUGUGGGCCGUCUCGCUCUGCACUGUCGAUGGACAGAGGCACAUGGUGGGCGACACCAAGGUCCCUUUCUGCCUGCAGUCCUGUGUGAAGCCUCUGAAGUACGCCGUGGCGGUUCAUGACCACGGCACCGAGUACGUUCACAGCUUCAUCGGGAAGGAGCCCAGCGGCCUGCGCUUCAACAAACUCUUCCUGAACGAAGACGAUAAGCCCCACAACCCCAUGGUGAACGCCGGAGCCAUCGUUUGCACGUCGCUCAUUCAGCAAACUGCCAGCAAUGCAGAGAAAUUUGACUAUGUCAUGACCUUUCUGAAGAAGAUGGCAGGAAACGAGUAUGUUGGGUUCAGCAACGCCACAUUCCAGUCGGAGCGCGAGUCUGGAGACAGAAACUUCGCCAUCGGAUAUUACCUGAAGGAGAAGAAGUGUUUCCCUGAAGGAACCGACAUGACGUCUGUGCUGGACCUUUACUUCCAGCUGUGCGCCAUCGAGGUGACCUGUGAGAGUGCCAGCGUCAUGGCCGCCACGCUGGCCAACGGCGGCAUCUGUCCCAUCACGGGCGAGCGCGUGCUGAGCCCGGAGGCGGUGAGGAACACGUUGAGCCUGAUGCACUCCUGCGGGAUGUACGACUUCUCGGGACAGUUCGCUUUCCAUGUCGGACUGCCGUCCAAGUCCGGGGUGGCCGGAGGAAUUCUGCUGGUUGUUCCCAACGUGAUGGGAAUCAUGUGCUGGUCGCCUCCACUGGACAAACUGGGAAACUCGGUCCGAGGAAUUCAGUUCUGCACGGAUCUGGUCGAACUUUUCAACUUUCACAACUACGACAACCUGAGGCACUUCACCAAGAAGCACGACCCGCGCAGAGAGGGAGGCGACCAGAGGCACCACUUCGGACCGAUGGAUUACGAGAGCCUGCAGCAGGAGCUGGCUCUGAAAGCGCCGUUCUGGAAAAAAGUGUCUCCCACGGAGACGGACCAGGACAGCUCCACCACUGUAGUCUAUAGGAUGGACAAAGUCGCCGAGUGACCCCUGACCUCCACUGCCUGCUCCACCCCAUACUUAUAUUUAUAAACCAUGUAGACCAUUAUUUAUUGUUUGUGAAGCGGUUGCUAUGGGGACGAGUCGGGAAGCUCUUUUUACUGUUUCAUUUGGUUCAUAUUUGCUCUGACCAUCAGCUUCAUCUCACUCCAGAUUCUGCAGAACCGACCGGGUUUUCUGGGUUUCUCUGUCAACAGGAGGCUCCGCCUCCAAGGGGUGGGGCAAAUAAGCAAGCAGCCAAUGAGGAUGGGGAACUGGUUUGUGUUCAGAUAUGCAGAAAUAUUUUAGAUUUAGAUGGUAUUUGCACAAGAAUAUAAGUGACAUGGUGAUGUGAUCUGCAUGGAGGCUCAGGGCAUGGAGGCUGGAAAGAGUUUUAAUUUCUGGAAACUGACAGUUUGGAUGAAGAUUUAGGAAAAUAAGGCACUUAUCUUGUUUAGAAAAGUUGGAAAAUUUAUGGAUUUUACAGAAAAGUCACAUUUUAAAGCUAUAAAAUUUAUUUAGUUACCAUAUUUAAGUACAUUAUCCAUAACACUUUGAAGUGUUAAUGAUCAGCUGCUGUUAAUUCUUUCCUCCUGCAGUAGAUCCUGAACCUCCAGUCGAUUUCUCUGCUUUUAUUUUAAUCAAUUUAAAGUAAAAUGUAAAUUUUUUCGGUUUUAAUCAUGAACAUUUUAUCGUGUGUAAUUUCAAUGCGUUGGACCCACAACCAUGACUGCCCACGAUUGUAGUGAGCAGAAAUAUUUUCAAAGAGCCUCAUUUUGUCUCUUUAAGCCAGCUGAGCAGCAGUGCACAGCCUCUUUUAACUGCUGGAAGAGUUUAGUUUUAUUUUGUCUCGUUACUUUUACAAAUUAACACUGUAGAGGAACGAAAACAUUUUUGUUGCUUGCACUGGAUUUUAUUUAGUGACGUCACAGUAAAUUGGGCCGAAUGCAGAUAGAUGCCCACCACACUUUCCAGAAAAAAACAAUAAUAAUCUUGCAGUGUACGUUUCUAAAGUGCAGUUUAUCCAAAAUGUUCCGUUGUCAUCAACCCUCAGUCAGUCGGUGCUGAGACUCCGGUCGCUCCGGGUUUUCCUUCCUGCUCCGGGUUUUCCUUCCUGCUCCGGGUUUUCCUUCCUGCUCCGGGUUUUCCUUCCUGCUCCGGGUUAACUCUGCGUUUUUCUCGGCUGCUUUCUGAAUCCGGCAGGUUUACAGAAAAUCUGCAGAAGUUUUGCUGCUUUAUAAAUAACUGACAGAAACGAGGCUUUAAACCUCAAAACCUGUUUGAACAUAAAGAUCCUCAGAAAGCUUGAAGGAAAGUCUGACUAAACCUGGUCUGGAUGAAGAGUUUUGCACAAUGCUGUACUCCUCUUCAUUUCCCAUGAUCCUCCACUAGGGUCAAAGGUCAACUAAAUGAUCAGAAAGGAAAACAAGCUGAAAUCUGUUCAUUGUAUCACUAAAUUAUCAGUGGAUCUGUUUCUUCUUCAUGGCUGUUGGUGAGACGAAUGCAGCAGCGUUUUAUUCCAGGCUCUGGUCUCUGUCUCGGUUCUGGUUCUGGUCUCUGUCUCGGUUCUGGUUCUGGUCUCAGGCCUGCAGUGUGUUGUCAGUAUUCCUGAUCCGUUCUGCGAUGCUCAGAGCAGCAUCUGUAUUUUGCUUUCUGGCUUCUUUUGUUUGUGUUGGAUGGAAACUUUGGCCGGUUGCUGUCGCCCCCUGCAGGAACCUGAAGGCGUUGCAGGUGAAAGGGCUUAAUGGUGGCUGCACCAGUUGGUGCUGGAGCCGUUCAACUGGUUUUAGGAUGGAGUUGAGCUCAGACAGAGAGAGCUGCUGGAGCAAAAAAUCUGAUAUGUGAAAAUGUUUUUUACUUUGUUACAUUUCUACUCUGUUUUAUUUUUGUCUUUUAUUUGUCUGUAGAUAAAGAUUCAAAGCCUCAGCUGCUUUAAGGCCCCUUGGAGACAAUUUGAAGCUAAAUCAGGUUACAGCAAGAUUUCACUGUAAAUAGACAAAACUUUAACCAAAAUGAAUACAAAGUUAAAUUGCAGAGUUGUAACUCAGUGUCAUCGGCGUAGACAUGAAUUUUAAGUCUCCUUAGGAAGGAAGGAACUGGUCUGAGGAUGGAUCCCUGAGGAACUCAGGAAAUCAUUUGUUGACUCAGAUUUUUUUUUUUGAGGAAUGAAUUAAAACGCCGUUGAUUUUCUGCUUUUCCACUCUGCAUGAUGCGCUCCAUUAAAUCCUUGGGGGCCUAAAGUUAAAUUUGUAACACUUUAAAUCAGUUUGUUGUUCUGAAAUCGACGUUUCCCUACGAUCUGCCGUGAUUCAUGAAUCGUCUCAGCGUGUGAGCUAACGCCGGCGGAGCUUUUGAAUCUUUUACUGAUUGUUCUCAUGAAAAUCAUCCGUUUUUGUUUUCUGCUCAUGUCAUUCCGUUUCUUUGAAUUCUCAUCCUGCAUGCUGAGUUUUGUACAGAAUGUUAAAUGUUUUUAUUUUCUCCAUUCUUAUGUUGAUUCUCGUGCUGAACCUUUUGUUUCUUUAAGAAAUGUUCGCUACAGAUGCAACUUGGAUGAAUAGAGAUCAUUUCUGCUACUGUCUGACUUGGAACUGUGAGGUUUCUGGACUCAAACCAAAGAUUUCAUGUUUAAUUAUGAAAAUAAACUUGUUUCAGGUUUUAAAUGUACAAAUGAAACCUUACAUUUCCAGGUGUUUGUGAUUGUGUAUGAAGUCUCCAUGAAUCCAUCAUCUGUCCUGUCAGCUGAUUGGAGCAGACGUGACAGUCUGUUGUUCAUUUGAUUUUUCUUGUUUUGCCAUUUUUGUCUCAUGUAUGAAAUAAAAUAAAGCUCUUAUCUAUCA